GAAAGUCACAGGCAACACGUUAAACACUCCGAAGAAGAUAGCUGAAAGUCUCCUGCCCUAAACAUGGAUAUCGGAGGCCUGACCACAGUGGUAGCAAACUCUGCUUACAUCAAUGCUCGUGGAAGUUUUGAUGGCACCAAUACAGCAUCAUCCCGGGAUAAAAAGUACCACUCCCGCCUCAGGCUGCCCGACCUCCCAGUGUGUGAGGGCCUGAGGGACACCCUGGAUGUGACCUUUGACUCGGUGUGUGUGGAGCAGCCCAUCGGCAAGCGCCUCUUUAGGGAAUUCUUGGAUAAAGAUGCAAAUGAGUAUCACGGGGCUUGCCGUUUGUGGAAAGACCUGGAGGCGUAUGACAUGGCUGAGGAUUCUGGGAGGGUAAAGAAGGCCUCAAAGAUAGUCCAGCAUUACAUGGAGUCCUCUGGCAAACACUUCUGCUCCUUCCUGUCAGAGGACCUCAUCGCCAAGGUAAAGGAGAACCAGGAGGCAGCAGGCGAUGAUCUGUUUGUAGCAGCAUGGGCCAUGCUGUUGGACUUCCUGCGAGAGACCCCCUACUCAACCUUCCUGGAGAGCCUGUUUCUGAAGAGGUACUUGCAGUGGAAGUGGCUGGAGAUGCAGCCCAUGGACGCAGACUGGUUCCUGGACUUCCGUGUGCUGGGGAAAGGUGGGUUUGGGGAGGUGUCGGCCUGUCAGAUGAAAGCCACGGGGAAACUGUACGCCUGUAAGAAACUCAACAAGAAGAGGCUGAAGAAGAGGAAAGGCUUUGAGGGGGCGAUGGUGGAGAAGAGGAUUCUUGAGAAGGUUUACAGUCGCUUCAUUGUGUCAUUGGCGUAUGCCUUCCAGACAAAGGAGGAAAUUUGUCUGGUGAUGACCAUCAUGAACGGAGGAGACCUCAAGUACCACAUCUACCUGGUGGAUGAGAACAACCCGGGCUUCGAUGAGCCCAGAGCCUGUUUCUACAUCGCUCAGAUCAUCCAGGGCUUGGAGCACCUCCACCAGAAGAGAAUCAUCUACAGAGAUCUCAAACCAGAAAAUGUGCUGCUGGAUAAUGAUGGGAAUGUGCGUAUAUCUGACCUGGGUCUUGCUGUGGAGCUGAAAGAAGGCAAAACACAGACCAAAGGAUACGCUGGGACUCCAGGGUACAUGGCUCCCGAGAUGCUGAAAGGAGAGAAGUAUGACACCUCAGUCGACUACUUCACUCUGGGAGUCACGCUGUAUGAGUUCAUUGCAGCUAAGAACCCAUUCAGAAACAGAGGGGAGAAGGUUGAACGUGAAGAGAUGAAAGAGCGGAUGCUGACCCGGGAGGUGACCUAUGACGAAAAAUUCAGUGAGAACGCUCGCUCGCUCUGUGACGGGCUGCUGGCCAGAGACGUUGAGAAGAGGAUGGGCUUCAAGAACGAAUGCUGCGAUGAGAUCAGAGCACACGUUUUCUUCAGUGACAUCAACUGGAGGAAACUGAACGCAGGAAUUCUGCAUCCUCCUUUCGUCCCGGACUCUAAAGUGGUGUACGCUAAAAGUCUGGACGACGUUGGAGCUUUCUCCUCGGUGAAGGGAGUGACCUUGGAUGAUCCUGAUAAAAGCUUUUUUGAUGAGUUUUCCUCAGGCAACAUCCCCAUCCCCUGGCAAGAGGAGAUGAUCGAAACAGGCAUCUAUGGAGAGCUCAAUAUUUGGGGUCCUAACGGCAGCAUCCCCAAAGACCGCAGGGAGUCUGUAAUGGAGCAGCAAAAGUCAUCAACCUGCUGCGUUUCGUAGAGUCAUGGAAACACCUUGAAAAUACUAAUAAUAAUAAACUUAUGCGUCAUGAAGACUCAUACACUCAGGAAAGACACAUUUCUUUUGGACUCACUAACCUCAGUUCAAACUGUUUGUGACUCUUUGAUUACAUGUUAACAGUGAGUGCAGUAACAAAAAUAGAAAGGAUGGUGAUUUUCAACUUGGAGUGGACUUUAAGUAAUAAUGUUAAAGGUUUUAUCCCCAAACUAAGUAGCACAAUGGUGACUUAGUCGAUGAAAGCCCUGGGGUUUACAGCUGGGGUGUCAAACUCAAGGCCCGGGGGGCCAAAUCCGGCCCGUGACUUCAUUUUAUGCGGCCCCAAAAGAGCUUGCAAAGAAUAUAAAACCUUUAUUAUAAGAUUACAGGCUGAUUUACAGAAGCACGUUGCCCAUAAACUACAUGUCCCACAA
Molecule: messenger RNA, 2180 nt
Organism: Notothenia coriiceps (black rockcod)
Lineage: Eukaryota; Metazoa; Chordata; Actinopteri; Perciformes; Nototheniidae
Gene: grk1a
Product: G protein-coupled receptor kinase 1 a
Exons: 8
Coding region: 64-1749 (561 amino acids)
Biological process (GO): protein phosphorylation; signal transduction; regulation of signal transduction
Cellular component (GO): cytoplasm
Molecular function (GO): ATP binding; rhodopsin kinase activity
Source: RefSeq, a predicted model, not a curated record